AUGAAACUCGUCAUAUUCUCUCAAGUCUUCCUCGGCUUCAUUUCCAUUAUCCUCGGAUCUCCCUUGUCUCCAGAUGACUCGCUUGUUCCACUCGAUAUACGUGAUGACUCAAAAUGUCCAUCCGCCAAAAGUGGCCUUUGCACUGUCGAAGUCCUCGUCUACACCGAAUCAAUAGCUGCCUUUGGCGUCAAUCUUUACGAUCAGGGGUGUACCGAGAAGUGUCAUCAGAUUUUCAAUACUCGUAACACUCCUUUAAGCUGGACACCGGCAUGCCUCGGAAUCAAAAAUUUGACCGUCCAAGUCGACCAGAACGGAGAAUUGCACCCAAUCAUUCGGGAUAAAAUUGUAAUUCACAUUGGGAUUGUGCCCGAUGGAAAUAAGAAUGUGGUGACACACCGUGCUCCAUUUCCAUGUCCAACCUCGAGCGUUACUGCUGUAGCUACUUCUACUGCUGCAAAGACAACUACUGCUCCAGCAACUCCCGCGGGGAAUCCAUGUACUGAAAUACCUAUCGUUCCAUCAUGUAUUCAUCCCGUUGGAAGUGGCUUUACAGGCGAAGGCGUAUAA
Messenger RNA from Sclerotinia borealis F-4128, 567 nucleotides. NCBI's taxonomy places the organism in Eukaryota, Fungi, Ascomycota, Leotiomycetes, Helotiales, Sclerotiniaceae. The record is from the annotation of a GenBank genome assembly.